Molecule: messenger RNA, 3274 nt
Organism: Papaver somniferum (opium poppy)
Lineage: Eukaryota; Viridiplantae; Streptophyta; Magnoliopsida; Ranunculales; Papaveraceae
Product: nuclear poly(A) polymerase 1-like
Exons: 12
Coding region: 722-3028 (768 amino acids)
Cellular component (GO): nucleus
Molecular function (GO): poly(A) RNA polymerase activity; RNA binding
Source: RefSeq, a predicted model, not a curated record
UAGUGGAGAGAAGAGAAUAAGAUAUUCGUCCACCCGUCCACUGUUGCCAUUACCGCACCGCUUUCUCUUCGUCUCCCAAGCUUUUCAGUUCUUGUCAAGGUUGAAGCUUCUGAGAGUUCGUUCUCGGAGAUCAUUCUGCGGUGCUAAAGGAGAAGUUUUCUCAUCAACUCCGGUUUCAAGAAAUCGUUUCGUUAUUUCAUUAUUUAUUGUCGUAGCAGUAGUAAUGUUUGUCUAGGGUUUUUUAUUUUCUUUUGAACGAGAAAAAGAAUUGCAGAAAAAAGAAAAAAAGAAAAAAAGAAAAGAAAAAAAGAAAAGAAAAAAAGAAAAGAAAUAUAGUGAGUGUAUCUCUGCAUGUUGGUCAAGGGUUUUAUAUUAAGAAUGAGAAUCGCCUGUAAUUUUUGUUUCUUUGUUCUGUAUCUAUUUAUUUAGGUGAUCUAGGUUUCUUUUCAUUUCUGUCUGAAUCCUUUGUACCACGAACUGAAUGAAUAUUAGAACAAUCGGCACUGAAGGAUCCGUCGAGAUUAUGUCUUUUUUUUUGUUUCUUUAAUUUCUGGUUUGUGAAUGAUGUUUCAAUCUUAGAAUCCCUUGUUCUGGGAUCUAAGAGGGAAAACUGUAUAAUUUAGUGCGAUAUACAUAACAUAAUCUCAGUGAUAAAAGAAAAAAGAAUUAAAAAAAGAAACAAAAAAAAAAAAAAGAAAAAAUUUAAACAGAAUUUAUAUAAAUGGCGAACCCUGGAGUAACUAAUGUGCAGCAGCUCGGUAUUACAGAGCCGAUUUCAUUGGCCGGGCCAUCUGAAAUCGAUAUCACCAAGACUCAAGAACUUGAGAAGUUUCUGUCAGGUGUUGGACUGUAUGAAUGUCCUGCAGAGGCUGUGUCCAGGGAAGAAGUGCUCGGUAGACUUGACCAGAUUGUGAAGACGUGGGUGAAAAAGGUGACUAGAAACAGGGGUUACAAUGAUCAGUUGGUCCAAGAAGCUAAUGCCAAGAUAUAUACAUUUGGUUCUUAUCGUCUAGGGGUGCACGGCCCUGGUGCAGAUAUAGAUACACUAUGUAUUGGUCCUAAGCAUGCAACAAGAGAAGAAGAUUUUUUUGUGGAACUGUAUGGGAUGCUUACUGAGAUGCCGGAAGUCUCAGAGUUGCAUCCCGUGCCUGAUGCUCAUGUACCUGUGAUGAAAUUCAAAUUUUGUGGGGUGUCCAUAGAUCUUCUAUAUGCGAAGCUGUCACUUCCCAUCAUUCCCGAAGACCUGGAUAUUUCACAGGACGCAAUAUUGCAGAAUGUAGAUGACCAGACAGUUCGCAGUCUCAAUGGAUGUAGAGUUACUGACAAAAUACUGCAUUUGGUGCCAAACGUUCAGAACUUUCGUACAACCUUGCGAUGCAUGAGGUUUUGGGCAAAGCGUCGUGGAGUUUAUUCUAACGUUGCAGGGUUUCUUGGUGGUAUAAACUGGGCAUUGCUUGUUGCACGUAUAUGCCAACUAUAUCCUAAUGCAUUGCCUAGUAUGUUGGUUUCUCGGUUCUUUAGGGUUUAUACCCAGUGGCGAUGGCCAAAUCCAGUUAUGCUGUGUGCUAUUGAGGAAGGAUCUCUUCCCAUCUGGGAUCCUAGAAGAAAUCACCGAGAUAGGCUACAUCAGAUGCCCAUUAUCACUCCUGCUUACCCUUGCAUGAAUUCUAGCUAUAAUGUUUCUUCGAGUACAUUGCGUGUUAUGACUGAAGAGUUCCAGAGGGGACAUGAAAUUUGCGAGGCAAUGGAGUUGAAUAAGGCCGAUUGGAAUAAUCUUUUUGAACAGUACCCUUUCUUUGAUGCAUAUAAGAAUUAUCUGCAAAUUGAAAUUAGCGCAGAAAACGAUGAUGACUUACGGAAUUGGAAAGGCUGGGUAGAGUCUCGGCUACGCCAGCUUACUCUGAAGAUUGAGAGGCACACUUUUGGAAUGCUUCAAUGUCAUCCGCAUCCUGGUGAUUUCUCUGACACAUCCAAGCGAUGCCAUUGCUGUUACUUCAUGGGUCUGCAACGCAAUCAAGGGGUUCCUGUACAUGAAGGUGAACAAUUUGAUAUAAGGGCAACUGUCGAGGAAUUCAAACUCUCUGUCGGCAUGUACACUUUGUGGAAGCCCGGGAUGGAGAUUUAUGUGUCUCAUAUUAGGCGCAGAAACAUUCCCUCCUUUGUAUUUCCAGGUGGAGUUCGGCCUUCACGUUCUCCUAAAGUAGCUGGUGAAGGUAGGCCAGUAUCAAACAAGAGGGUCAGUAAUUCUGCAAAGGCAGAGAAAUCAUCUGAAAGCAAUGUAGAAGUUGAUGCAGUGGAAAAGGGAAGGAAGAGGAGACGAGAUGAUGAUGAGAGUGCUACCAAUAUUAAGUCUUUGCCUUCAAUUGGUGCUGCUGCUAAUGGUAGAAUACUCGAGGAUUCUGGAGAUUGUAGUGCAUCGUUUACAAGGCCCAGUGGCAGUAUUACUACUACUACUUCCACUGCUAUGUCAGUUGGGAAUAUGGUUGAUGCACUAAUAUUACAAGAUGGAGCCAUAAAGACGGAGCAAGUUGAAUAUAUUAAUGAAGAGGCAAAUCCUCUUCUUUCGGAGGUUCCUUCAUUAAGUGAAAAUAGUGGAUCUACAGUAAGCCUUUUGCCCAUUAGCAGAACUUUAUCUGCGGACGCUGCUUCGUUCUGCUCUAAAGAGGCAGGGCAAUGUGCAACUGAUUAUAUUUCUGGUCCAUCUGCUGGUCGCGAAGUUUUUUCGGAACUUAAUGAGCUUGAAGAUGAAAGUGGGUUGGUACAAGACAAUGGGGGCAACACUAUGGAAGGCAGUUUUGCGGAGUCCUCGACAGUGAAGCAGAUAGCUUUAUUGGCAACAAAUGGAGCUGGCUCGUCAUCAUCUAUUGGUCGUUUUCAAAACGGGGGUUUAGAAGAGCUUGAGCCUGCUGAGCUUACUGGGUCAUUCUGUAAUGGCCAUGCUGCGUCUAAUCCAUCCACCACCCAGAGGAAGCCGCUUAUCCGGUUGAACUUGACUUCUUUGGUUAAAGCUACUGGCGAGGGUACCUAAUUUUUUCCGGCUCCCGCAGGGGAAAGAAUCCAGGAAAGGGUGUUUUCAUUUUGGCCAUGUAAUGCUGGUACUUUUUCUACAUUAGUUACUAUGUGCUUCCCUACUGCAAAUAGCUGGUGGCACAGGGAAUAAAAUUUGUGGAUUAGUUGUAUAAAACUUACAAAAUGAUAAAAAGAGUAAAAAUUAAUAAUUAUGAAGUUUCUAUUGUAAUAUCAAUGUCGCGGAAAAUGCAUUGUACUGAUUUUA